Messenger RNA from Plasmopara halstedii, 381 nucleotides. RefSeq lists its product as uncharacterized. The transcript is spliced from 2 exons. NCBI's taxonomy places the organism in Eukaryota, Oomycota, Peronosporomycetes, Peronosporales, Peronosporaceae. The coding region runs from base 1 to 381 and encodes 126 amino acids. The record is from RefSeq and is a predicted model, not a curated record.
AUGAUUCCAUUACAAGAGUUUCUGGAAGUUAUUUUAAAACAAGAAGUUGAGAGCAUGCUGGACGAAUUGAUUGGCAUACGGUGGACUUGGCGCACGGAUCAUCUCUUACGCAAAAAGAUUCGCCCAAAUCUUGUGUUUUCCAAAUUUAGUAUAUGUUUGCAUGAGUCAGAUAAGUCAGACAGUUCUGCGCUGUUGUGGAUACUCAAUUACGUCUAUCGAUGCAGAAAACAUCUUUUUUUUACUUUUGACGACAUCAUUCUGAUCUCAAUGGAAAUACCCGCGGAUAAAAAGCCAGCGGAGGAUAUGCUGCAGUCCAUGUUCUCUUCCACAACUAUGCUUACGACCUCACUCCAGCGUCAGAGCCAACCAGCCUUCUUUUAA